Molecule: messenger RNA, 2842 nt
Organism: Hemicordylus capensis (graceful crag lizard)
Lineage: Eukaryota; Metazoa; Chordata; Lepidosauria; Squamata; Cordylidae
Gene: LCK
Product: LCK proto-oncogene, Src family tyrosine kinase
Exons: 13
Coding region: 187-1704 (505 amino acids)
Biological process (GO): protein phosphorylation; T cell differentiation; B cell receptor signaling pathway
Cellular component (GO): extrinsic component of cytoplasmic side of plasma membrane
Molecular function (GO): signaling receptor binding; non-membrane spanning protein tyrosine kinase activity; ATP binding
Source: RefSeq, a predicted model, not a curated record
GAGAGAGACUGAAAAACAGAGAGAGAGAGAGGAGAGAGUGUGUGUUUCCCCUGGCGUGGAGGGUGUCCCCACGCAGGAGUCCAAGAAGGAUUCACUGCAGAAUGUGAUGAGGAACUCAGGUGCCUCCCUUGUAAACGGUGGGAAUCGGAGAGAAGUUGGCUUCCAUCAUCCCUGAGAACAGAGAUUAUGGGUUGCUGCUGCAGUUCUGAGUAUGACGGCGACUGGGGUGAUGACAUUGAAAUCUGUGAAACGUGCCACUACCCCAUCGACCCAGCCCAGAGGGUGACUUCCAAUGGCUCUGAGGCAUGGAGCCCUCUGAUGUCUUACGAAAUGGAUCCUCCUCCCAGUUCCCCUGGGCAAGAUAAACUGGUGGUUGCGCUGUAUGAUUACGACUCCCUCCACGAUGGAGACCUGGUGCUCCGAAAAGGGGAACAGCUGAGGGUAUUGGAAGAGACUGGGGAGUGGUGGAAAGCGCAGUCUCUGUCCACUGGGCAGGUGGGCUGCAUCCCGAGCAACUUUGUCGCCAGGCUGAAUACUCUGGAGCAGGAGUUGUGGUUUUUCAAAUCCCUCACCAGGAAGGACGCUGAGCGGCAACUUCUGACAGCAGGCAACACCCACGGUGCUUUCCUCAUCCGGGAGAGCGAAUCCACCAAAGGCUCCUUUUCUCUCUCCGUGCGGGACUUUGACCAGAACCAGGGGGAAGUGGUGAAGCACUAUAAGAUCCGCAACAUGGACAACGGCGGCUUCUAUAUUUCCCCUCGCAUCACCUUCGAAAACUUGCACCAUCUGGUGGAACAUUAUACAAGUAACACAGACGGCCUCUGCACCCGCCUGGGCAAGCCCUGCCAGACCCAGAAGCCGCAGAAGCCCUGGUGGCAGGACGAGUGGGAGGUGCCUCGAGAGAGCCUCAAGCUGGUGAAGAAACUGGGAGCUGGCCAGUUUGGAGAAGUCUGGAUGGGUUACUACAACGGCCACACCAAAGUUGCCAUCAAAAGUCUGAAGCAGGGCAGCAUGUCCCCUGAGGCCUUCCUCGCCGAAGCCAACCUGAUGAAGAAGUUGCGGCAUGCCCGGCUGGUGAGGCUCUAUGCUGUGGUGACCCAGAAGCCCAUGUACAUCAUCACGGAGUACAUGGAAAAAGGAAACUUGGUGGAUUUUCUGAAGGCUCCAGAAGGAGUUGAACUGACCAUGUUCAAACUGCUGGACAUGGCCGCACAGGUAGCAGAAGGAAUGGCCUUCCUGGAGAAGAAGAAUUUUAUUCAUCGUGACCUGCGGGCUGCCAACAUCUUGGUCUCGGAGAGCAUCCACUGCAAAAUUGCUGAUUUUGGCCUGGCUCGCCUGAUAGAGGAUGAUGAGUACACAGCCCAGGAGGGAGCAAAGUUCCCCAUUAAGUGGACAGCCCCGGAAGCCAUUAAUUAUGGGACGUUCACCAUCAAAUCUGACGUUUGGUCCUUUGGGAUCCUGCUGACGGAGAUCAUCACCUACGGCCGGAUCCCUUACCCAGGGAUGAGCAACCCAGAGGUAAUCCAGAAUUUGGAGCGUGGCUACCGAAUGCCGGCCCCGGAAAAAUGCCCCAAUGAGUUGUACAACUUGAUGCUGCAGUGCUGGAAGGAGGCCCCGGAGCAGCGGCCGACAUUUGAGUACCUCAAGGGCGUCCUGGAGGACUUCUUCACGGCCACUGAAGGACAGUACGAACAGCAGGUUUGACCGUGACCUUGAGCAAAGGCUCAGAAGAAAAGGACCAAGUCUCCUUGCCACGUCUGCCCCUUCUUAAACAUUUCGUGGCAAGGUGCCUGAAGCCCAGAGAAGGUCGGAAUGGACCAAAUGCAUCCAGACGCCUGAAAGUCAGCCCUUCUGAGACUCGGAAGCUGCCGCCUCCCCUAAUCCCAGAUGUCUGUGGGGAAGCCGUGGGAAUGGCUGUGGUUAUUUCAAGGGGGUUGUUAUAACUGCUUAUUUUACUUCAGACGUUGCAGGCCUGCCAAACAGAUCCUGGGGCAAGGCCUAGUAAGCCGUGACCCAGGCCCUCUUAGCCAAUGCUUGAUUUGUAAAAAGAUCUCUCUUUGUUUGGGGAGCACCUUCCUAACACAGUCCCAGGUGGAGUGAAUUGUUAGAUUGUAAGCUCCUCGGGGCAGACACAAGUCUUUCUAUUUCUUCUUUCCUUUCUGUUUCCCCCCAACAAUGACUCUUGAAAAGUGCUAUGUACAGUUAUUUUGGUUGCAAUAUAAUCAGCCUAGAGACUCGCGUUUUGGGCGGUAUACAAAUAUGUUAAAUAAAAAAUAAUAAAAUAAUACUUCUCAGCAAGAGGACACUCUGCAGAUGUUCAGGGACACUCACUUCCCUGACUACAGUUUGUUCCAAGGCUGUGCACUGGCAAUGUAAACCAAGUGCUGGGGUUCCUUGUGGGUGAGCCCCCAGCACAGUCUAAGGACUCCUGCUCUGAAAAUGCACAGCAAAGAUGCCUGGUAACUGUACAAGAGUAGUCACGGUUACCAACAAUCCCUUAUUAGUACGGACAUCCCUUAUUUCAGCCCCAAAUUGCCUGUCCCUUAUGGGAUGCCAUUUGUCCCUUAUUUUUAGCGAAUGGGAAUGAACCCAUGGCUCAGAUCCAGAGGUGCUCUUACCCCUGGACUUCCGGGCCGAAGGAGGCCAGGGCCUCCACACUCCCUGGGGGCCCCCAAAUCCUCUUUAGUCUGGGGUGGUGUGCGCCAGGCGGCCAAGUGUGACUCUGCUUUAGAGACAGAGGGGGGAAAGGAAUAGGUGGGAUGGGACUAUGUUACGUUGCGUGUAGAAAUGUUUCUGCUCAUGCAUAUUUGCAUAAAUAUACCUGUUUUAUAUUCAUUUCUUA